Messenger RNA from Rana temporaria (common frog), 4037 nucleotides. RefSeq names its product lysine acetyltransferase 2A (gene KAT2A). Bases 72 to 2471 code for a protein of 799 amino acids. NCBI's taxonomy places the organism in Eukaryota, Metazoa, Chordata, Amphibia, Anura, Ranidae. The transcript is spliced from 18 exons. Gene Ontology annotation, molecular function: histone H3 acetyltransferase activity; protein binding. Gene Ontology annotation, biological process: positive regulation of transcription by RNA polymerase II; chromatin remodeling. The record is from RefSeq and is a predicted model, not a curated record. Gene Ontology annotation, cellular component: nucleus; histone acetyltransferase complex.
CGGUGUCAGCGCCCUGCGCUCCAUUGAAACGGGCAGCUUUAUUGAUAGACGGCGCGGUGUACAUCGUUGCUAUGGCUGAGCUGGUACAGGCCUCGCAGUCCCGGAGCAGUCUGCAGUCUCCAGCCGGCGGACAGAGCGCGACCACCACGGCUGCGGCGGGAAGCAGUUCGGGCAGCAGUGACCCGGCAAGGCCCGGGCUGAGCCAGCAGCAGAGAGCCAGUCAAAGGAAAGCUCAGGUCAGGGCCCUUCCCCGGGCCAAGAAGCUGGAGAAACUCGGCGUGUUCUCAGCGUGUAAGGCAAAUGAUGUGUGUAAAUGCAAUGGAUGGAAAAACCCAAACCCACAGACAGCACCACGAAUGGACCUCCAGCAGCCUGCGGCCAGCCUGAGUGAGCCAUGCCGAAGUUGUGGGCAUUCUCUUGCCGACCAUGUGUCACAUCUAGAAAAUGUAUCGGAAGAUGAAAUCAAUCGGUUGUUGGGCAUGGUGGUGGAUGUGGAAAACCUCUUUAUGUCUGUGCACAAGGAGGAGGAUACUGAUACCAAACAGGUCUAUUUUUACCUGUUUAAGCUUCUUAGAAAAUGUAUUCUGCAGAUGAUCCGACCGGUGGUAGAAGGGUCCCUCGGAAGUCCACCUUUUGAAAAGCCAAAUAUUGAACAGGGAGUACUCAAUUUUGUGCAAUACAAAUUCAGUCACCUGCAACCAAAAGAACGCCAGACAAUGUAUGAGCUCUCCAAAAUGUUUUUACUUUGUUUAAAUUACUGGAAGCUUGAAACACCAUCACAGUUUCGACAGAGGUCCCAGAAUGAAGAUGUUGCAAACUAUAAGGUUAACUAUACAAGGUGGCUUUGUUACUGUCACGUUCCACAAAGCUGUGAUAGCUUACCACGAUAUGAAACCACCCAAGUGUUUGGACGGAGUCUUCUACGUUCCAUCUUCACAGUUACACGCAGACAACUGCUGGAGAAAUUUAGAGUGGAGAAGGACAAGCUGGUUCCAGAGAAGAGGACACUUAUUCUUACCCACUUCCCCAAGUUCCUCUCCAUGUUGGAAGAAGAAAUAUACGGUGAGACCUCUCCAAUCUGGGAGGCAGAUUUCACUGUCCCUAACACAGAAGUUCCUCAGCUAGUGUCCCGUCCAGCUGCUGUAAAUACUACUGCUGCCCCUAGUGCUCCACUGUUCAGCAACAGCUUGAACAACAACUCAACUCUAACAUCCAAUGGAGAUGCUGGGAUUUCGGAACCUCUACCUGGAGAGAAAAGAAAACUGUCAGACAGCCUAACCAUAGAGGAUGCAAAGAGAAUCCGGGUUAUGGGUGAUAUUCCUAUGGAAUUGGUGAAUGAAGUUAUGCUAACCAUCACUGACCCUGCCGCUAUGCUGGGUCCAGAUACAAGUUUAUUAUCUGCUAAUGCUGCACGAGACGAGACGGCACGCCUGGAGGAGCGCAGGGGGAUUAUUGAGUUUCAUGUAAUUGGAAAUUCUUUGUCUCAGAAAUCUAACAAGAAGAUUCUUAUGUGGCUUGUUGGCUUACAGAAUGUCUUCUCGCAUCAACUUCCACGGAUGCCCAAGGAAUAUAUCACGCGGCUCGUCUUUGACCCGAAACACAAGACUCUUGCACUUAUUAAAGAUGGUCGGGUUAUUGGUGGCAUCUGUUUUCGCAUGUUUCCCACUCAAGGUUUCACAGAGAUUGUGUUUUGUGCUGUUACUUCCAAUGAACAAGUCAAGGGAUAUGGUACCCAUUUGAUGAACCAUUUAAAAGAGUACCACAUUAAACACAACAUCCUUUACUUCCUCACAUAUGCAGAUGAAUAUGCUAUAGGCUAUUUCAAAAAGCAGGGUUUUUCCAAAGACAUCAAAGUCCCCAAAAGUCGCUAUCUGGGUUACAUCAAGGAUUACGAAGGUGCCACUCUGAUGGAGUGUGAACUAAAUCCUCGCAUUCCAUACACUGAGCUCUCCCACAUCAUAAAGAAGCAGAAGGAGAUCAUUAAGAAAUUGAUUGAACGCAGACAGGCGCAGAUACGCAAAGUCUAUCCUGGCUUGACAUGUUUCAAGGAGGGUGUACGACAGAUCCCAGUAGAAUGUAUCCCGGGCAUAAGAGAAACUGGGUGGAAACCAUCGUGCAAAGAAAAGGGGAAGGAGAUUAAGGAUCCUGACCAGUUAUACAAUAUGCUGAAGAACUUGUUGGCACAGAUUAAGUCGCACCCAAGCGCUUGGCCGUUCAUGGAACCGGUGAAGAAGUCUGAAGCCCCGGAUUACUAUGAAGUGAUUCGUUUCCCAAUUGAUCUGAAAACCAUGACUGAAAGGCUGAAGAACAGGUAUUAUGUGACCAAGAAGAUCUUCAUUGCUGACCUGCAGAGGAUCAUCACUAACUGCCGAGAAUACAACCCUCCCGACAGCGAGUACUGCAAAUGCGCCAAUACCCUGGAAAAAUUCUUCUACUUCAAGCUGAAAGAAGGUGGACUGAUAGACAAAUAACUCUAGUUGGAAACUGCUCUGGAACGCCAGUUCAUUCUUCCACCACAAAUUUAAAGGGGUUCCACAAGCUUAGUGGCACCAAUGCCUUUGGACUAGUGCAAAAAAGCCACGUUCAUGUAGGUUUACCACCCUCUACGAGGAGUCUAGACUGGGAGAGUCAGUGUGGGGAUGUUUCUGGAAGGCACAAGUCCUGCACUUUGAAGUGCCCCCACCUGAUCAGACUGCACAGUUUUCUGUUUACAGGACAAGUGGAGCCCCUAUUCAUUCCACUGAGAAACCUUUCACCCCCAAGUUUAAACUGCCAUAAUAAAAACAAACGCCCAUCUUGCCUUUUUAAACACUUCAUUCUUUCCUGGAACUAUCUUGGACACAAUUGACUGAGCAGUGCUGCAGCUUUUCUUCCUGAUGCUUUGAAAUUGCCAAAGUUGGAUAAGUGCGUUAUGAGCAAAGAGCCUUUUCCAGGUUGUAAACAAUUGGUGCACCUGCUCUGGUUUUUAUUAAGCUGAAACUCGCAAAGCUUUAUGAUUUUCUUUCUUUUUUUUGGAAGCUGCCAUAUUAGUAUUAAAUCUAAACAUCACUGGGCACAAUGGAGGAACUAAUCAUAGGCUGCAACAAAGUAUGUUUAUGAUUGCCACAGAUUGGAAAAUGAAAAGAAAAGGCGAUAAAUGAGGCAUUGGUGGUGAAAAAGAUAAAACAAACAAGGAUGUGCACAUUUCUGGGACCAAGCAGGAGUUGCAAAUAUGUGAAUUGCGUAUGAAUAGGUGAUUGUGUUAUCCACACGCAUGCCAAUAGUUUUUAUCUUCAUGGGCCGGUAAUAGGUACCGGGUAAUGAGUUGGAAAGCAUCACACAGAGGAGGGGGCAAAUCCAUUCACCCAGGAUUGUUGGCUACUAUGUUUCAUUAAUAUUGAAUCCCCAGCCAAACGGAUUCAAGCUGAAAUCCAUGCACAUAGUUUAUUCACUUAUAGGGAUUUAUGUGCUUUAAAGAGAAGUAUGCUUGUGUGUUUUCUUCCAGAAUCGUACGUACUUGUGUGGAUGCAGCAUUGGGCCUCCAAGACUGAGAACCGAGCGAUCAGAGAGCUGGUGGUCAAUGCUUUCUGCUGUACUCACACACCCCCUAUGCUCUACUCACAAACUGCACUCCUAUGAUCCAUAGAAAUGCAGCCAAACAAGCUUUGGCUGUACUUCUCCUUUUUGUGUCCAUUCAGUCCUAAGAUUUAUACAAUUCCAGCCUAUAUUUGGACAAUGAAGGAGAAGCAGCACACUGAUCUGCUCACUUGAUGCUACUGUAGUCCAGAGGUCAUUGCCAAGUCUAGCAGAAAACUGUCACAUCAGACAACGAUCAUCUCAUUUUGAAUAGGCUACUUUUUACAUGGACCUGUACAAAGCUAAUGAGUCCUGAGAGGAGCUAUAGUGCAAAAUGUCCUUUUCUCGGCUUGAGUGCUGUAGUACAUAAGAAAUUACAGGAAUUAAUCCAAAAUCAUAAUUUAUAUAUGUACACUAACCAGAAGUAUUAAAGUGAUUGUAAAGUCUUUGUUAUUUUUAUAAAAAUAAACAUAUUAUACUUA